Amblyraja radiata (thorny skate) is the source of this 2573-nucleotide messenger RNA. RefSeq lists its product as uncharacterized. The record is from RefSeq and is a predicted model, not a curated record. Lineage: Eukaryota; Metazoa; Chordata; Chondrichthyes; Rajiformes; Rajidae. The transcript has 7 exons. The coding region runs from base 613 to 2466 and encodes 617 amino acids.
UUACCUCGCUGUGAUACAAUUUCUCACAAAUCUCCUGCACGUUUGGAACUACAGCUCCCGGAAUGCAUCCGCUGCGAAUGAAAGUGGCUUGCGUCAUAGCAACACGGAGUCAUAACAACCCAGCAACACGCUUUGGAACAUAGCAACUGGAGUUUGCGGUGCAGUCUCUCGCCCAGGCAGGGUCUUCACGGGGAGUCAAGCAGGUCGUAGUGGGAAGACAGAGGUCGCCAACACUUCCAGCAUUUCAACAGCGUGCAGUAUUGGGAUUACCACUACUAAGGCAAGGUGGUGUAUAAAACAGAUGAUCAAAUCAAUGGUUGUAUUGUAAGAUUGCAAUUCGGAUUUCCAACGCAAUGUUUACAGUUUGUUUUUUUCAGUAAUCUUGACCAUAGUAAAAAAUUCCCUGAGACUUCAAAGUAAAACUGUCACUGACUACGAAAUAGGAAACAAUGUUCCCUUAUGUUCAAGUAGCUUCAAGUGAUCUUUCAAACUAUUUCUUAGUUUUUUAUGAACUGACUUUAAGCCAUACUGCGCUGUAAAUAUUUGCUGUUUGUGUGUGUCCAAGCUCCUCUGUGUUAAUUUGGACGGCGGGCGGCGCAGCGAAGAGCGACCAUGCCGGCAGUUUAUCCCAAUCUACGUUUCCACGGAUUCCCUACAUUGUUUGGACACGUGAAGGACACGAAUAUCACCUUUGUUGUCGACACGUCGCAAAGCAUGCAAUUGCACAUCACCGCAAUCAAGUUUCACCUGAAGGAAGCGCUUUUGGCCAAGGCUUAUAGCACACUCUCCAGUCGCUUUAAUAUUAUGGAAUUUUCCAAUAAGGUAACCAAAUGGUGUGACCAUGUGGUAACAUGUACCCCCCAGACCGUUUUCAGUGCAGUGCAAUGGCUUCAGUCACUUACCUGUACACUGGGUAGGGAUCUGCUCAGUGCAUUAACAGCAGCAUUUGAUGAUCCUAUGUGUCAGGCUAUCUACCUGGUGACAACUGGUCUACCUGACAAUAACUUAAAGGAUAUUUUUCACGUUCUACCACACCUAUCCCGUGGUCGUCCAUUGCACACCUUCUACUUGACGGACAAAUGGAUAGACAGUGAAUGUCGAGAGUUUCUGCAGAGAAUCAGCAUGCUUACCCAGGGCAGUGCUCAUCUCAUUAGACUCAGCCACUGUGGAGCAAUCAAACAGGUGAUUCCAAUUUAUCCUGCAGACCAUUCAAUCUCUGGGCCUCUGUACUCGGCUCCGAAAUACUGCAGUGUCAAAACUCCACUGGAUAAAAGCCCAUCCAUUCACUCAUGGGACAAAUGUUCUGAUGCAGAAGCUCUUCACAUGCAUUCAGCACAUUUUUAUAAUCCAAGGAAUUCUGCAAGUGCCUGCAAAUAUACUGAGCCGUGGGCAGGACAUCUCAGAUCAAGCCACUUGGUUUUUGGAACUUCUGUCCUCGCAAGACAAGAGUCUGAUGGAUUCUUUUACCUGGGCAAAAUCAAACAAGAGGUAAGAAAAGGAAUAUUUCUGAUUGAGUUCGACAAAUCUACUAUGGAUCAAGAUGACAAGUGUCAAAUCUUUGUGCAGAAGACGGCAUUGCAUGACAUUAUCCAAUAUAAUGAAGGAAUGCGACAUGCUGUGGUCCCAGGUGACAAUGUACUAGCACCUUGGGAAUCAGACAGAAUCAGAUAUGGUCCUGGAAUAGUGGUGUUUGGCAUUGAAACCAGAGAUCCUCUGCAAGCCAUGGAAGAUGAUGAAAUCUCUGUAAAGUUCUGGAAUGCAAAAACUGUCAAGGUUUCCAAAAAUGUAGCCAUGUGGAUUCCAUCGGCGAUGUAUAAGAGAGUUCUACAGGAGUUGUUAACUCCAUUAUCAUCCAGGCAUCAACUAAUGGAUAAUGAAUUUACUAGUUGUCGUGAUGUUUGUCUACAUCGGUCUCAUGUGAGUGAGCUAGCUCGUCAAUGCCAUUUUGAACCAAUGUGUACCCAGUCCUUGUUUUCACAUUUCCCUGGCCACGAUCCAUAUCAUAAUUACUGGAAUGGGUUUUAUCAUGGUUUCCAUUGUUUGCCAGUCUACCCUCCGUGUUACUGUUUCCAAGAAGUGAUUCCUCCUGUAGGGUGGUGUCCAGUAACUCCAAAAUAUAUCAACUCAACAACUUGUGACGCAGAUGCAUUGGACAAGAAAAUUACUUUGCAGCUUCAGGAGUUAGAUGUUCCAAAAAAGAAAUUCCCUGAAAAAUUGCUGUCUUCACCUUCUUCAGCUUCAUCCUCUGAAGAUUCUGAUAGUAGCCUAGAGACAAUUGUUUGUAAGCCUACUUUGGAAGAUAAGGGAGUAAAUACCUACUCGGUGUUGGAGCGAUCGAGAGGCAAAGCCAGAGACAGGCCUGGAUGGAGGUAUUGGAGCCAAAGCCACCAAAAGCCCCAUGGAAGGAAACCAGGUGCAAAGUCCACCAAUUCAAGAGCGUUUAGGAGAGAGUCAACUGUCACGUGACUGUCAACAUCAGGAGGCCACAGAGAGAUCAAGAAUGAAAAAACUGCAGCGACGUCAGUGGGAGAAAGACCGAGAGCAACAAUGUGAGAACAAGUAUCAAAACAUUC